CUUAGAGCGACACAAAUAUGGAUUGUUUGAAAGUUCAUUAAGAAACUUGGCUGCAGAUGAGGAGCAGUUUAACAAGACAUUAAGAAUGCCCUUUUCGUUAUUUAAUGUGCUGCACGAAUUUCUGGAGGCUUCGCUGACCAAAUAUUCAAUCAGAACACCAAUAUCGAGUCGCUGCAGACUAUUUAUAACCCUGAUAUAUUUGGCUCACGGUGGCACUCGGCAAUUCCACACAAUAGUUCACAGGAUCGGCCUGACGACUUUCAGGAAGAUUACGUUGGAGACAUGUAUGACCAUAUGGGAUCUGUUAGCUGACCUGUAUGUGGCGACCCCGUCAGAAACGGAAUGGGGACGUAUUUCCAAUGAGUUCAAGUCGCUGUGGAAUAUGCCCAACUGCGUUGGUUCCAUCGACGGAAAGCACAUUAAUAUUACCUGUCCAGCAAAUUCAGGGUCGAUGUACUAUAAUUACAAAGGCAAUUAUAGUAUAGUGCUUUUGGCCGUAUGUGAUGCCAAUUAUACCUUUACCUGCGCCGUAAUUGGCAUGAAUAUUUCACAAGUCAUUAAAAUUAUCUUUUGUUCAAGGCCUGUAGUAAAAUCGCCCAACGUUGAAGGCGAUGUAGCGUCAUCACUGGCAGUCUUUUACAUGGAUGAAAUAAUGUCGUUAACGCUUGAUGGUCCGUGA
Rhagoletis pomonella (apple maggot) is the source of this 679-nucleotide messenger RNA. Its product is annotated as protein ANTAGONIST OF LIKE HETEROCHROMATIN PROTEIN 1-like. The record is from RefSeq and is a predicted model, not a curated record. The coding region runs from base 86 to 679 and encodes 197 amino acids. The transcript has 4 exons. Lineage: Eukaryota; Metazoa; Arthropoda; Insecta; Diptera; Tephritidae.